UCCCUCCUCCCUGGUCCCCCAUUGGGCCAGUGGCUCCUGCAGCCCUGCCAGUGAGGGACAAAUGAAAAGGGCUGUUGAUUUUUCCCCCUUGGCCAUUCAGGAUUUCCCAACAUAUAUACUGAGGAAGACCCUGCCCUCUCCUCACUUCUUCUCUGGACUUGUCCCUGGGCUGAAUUUAGUCCUCUAGGGGAGGGCAGGGCCAUGGGAGUCCUGUUUAUGCUCAGGGUGGCUGUGGGCAUAUGCUAUGCCACUUUCAGUGCCUCUGCCUGGUAAGUCCUUUCUCCCACCCUCACUCCCUGCCAAGGAAGCCCCAUUACCUCAGCCCUGGUCACCAAUGCCUCACUUUUUCUCUCUUUGGUAGGUCAGUGAACAAUUUCCUGAUAACAGGUCCCAAGGCCUAUCUGACCUACACUACCAGUGCGGCCCUGGGUGCCCAGAGUGGCAUUGAAGAGUGUAAGUUCCAAUUUGCUUGGGAACGCUGGAACUGCCCUGAAAAUGCUCUCCAGCUCUCUACUCACAACAGGCUGAGAGGUGCCACCAGGGAGACUUCAUUCAUUCAUGCUAUCAGCUCUGCAGGAGUCAUGCACACCAUCACCAAGAACUGUAGCAUGGGCGACUUUGAAAGCUGUGGCUGUGAUGAGUCAAAAAAUGGAAAAACAGGAGGCCAUGGCUGGAUCUGGGGAGGCUGCAGCGACAAUGUGGAAUUUGGGGAAAGGAUCUCCAAACUCUUUGUGGACAGCCUGGAGAAGGGAAAGGAUGCCAGAGCCCUGAUGAAUCUUCACAACAACAGGGCAGGCAGGCUGGCCGUAAGAGCCACCAUGAAAAGGACCUGCAAAUGCCAUGGCAUCUCAGGGAGCUGCAGCAUCCAGACAUGCUGGAUGCAGCUGGCUGACUUCCGGGAGAUAGGAGACUUCCUAAAGGUCAAGUAUGACCAAGCACUGAAAAUUGAGAUGGAUAAGCGGCAGCUAAGAGCUGGGAACAGUGCCGAGGGCCACUGGACACCCAGAGAAGCCUUCCUUCCCAGUGCAGAGUCUGAACUGAUCUUUUUAGAGGAAUCACCAAAUUACUGUAUCCGCAAUUCCAGCCUGGGCAUCUUGGGCACAGAGGGUCGGGAAUGUUUGCAGAACAGCCACAACACAUCCAGGUGGGACCGACACAGCUGCAGGCGCCUGUGCACUGAGUGUGGCCUGCAGGUGGAAGGGAGGAGAACUGAGGCCAUCAGCAGCUGUAACUGCAAAUUCCAGUGGUGCUGUAUAGUCAAGUGUGACCAGUGUAAGCAUGUGGUGAACAAGUACUAUUGCACCCGCUCCCUAGGCAGUGCUUGGUCCCGAGGCAAGGACAGCACAUGAUAACACCCCACACAAACUUACUUGUUCAAUUGAAUGACAAUGGAGGGGGACACAGCUUCUCCCUGGGACAGG
Myotis davidii is the source of this 1421-nucleotide messenger RNA. RefSeq names its product wingless-type MMTV integration site family member 8A (gene WNT8A). NCBI's taxonomy places the organism in Eukaryota, Metazoa, Chordata, Mammalia, Chiroptera, Vespertilionidae. The coding region runs from base 240 to 1349 and encodes 369 amino acids. Gene Ontology annotation, molecular function: cytokine activity; frizzled binding. The record is from RefSeq and is a predicted model, not a curated record. Gene Ontology annotation, cellular component: extracellular region. Gene Ontology annotation, biological process: canonical Wnt signaling pathway; neuron differentiation; multicellular organism development. The transcript is spliced from 5 exons.